Molecule: messenger RNA, 2431 nt
Organism: Eurytemora carolleeae
Lineage: Eukaryota; Metazoa; Arthropoda; Copepoda; Calanoida; Temoridae
Exons: 3
Source: RefSeq, a predicted model, not a curated record
UUGAAGUAUCUGGUGCUGAUAAAGUUGAAGUAUCUAGUGCCGACAAAGUUGAAGUAUCUGAUGCUGACAAAGUUGAAAUAUCUGGUGCCGACAAAGUUGAAAUAUCUGGUGCUCCAAAAGAUAAAGUAUCUGGUCCCGACAAAACUCAAGCAUCUGAUGCCAGCCUAACUACCAAGGGAAAAUCUAACGAACCUGUAAAAUCCCAAGCUCCCAAUGCAAGCAAUGCUUCCAAAGGUAAAACUAACAAAACUCCCAAAGUUAAAGACCCAAAUAAACUUGACAACAAGGAGUUCGACUUUAUCUUUAUUUUGGCGGAAUACAAGAUGUUUUGCUUCGUAGAGGUUAAAGCAGGGUUCAAGGGAAACACGGAGUGGGAGGACCAAGCAGUACAUGAGAUGGUGGGAAAGAAGAGAGGACUAGUGAUCCUGGACGAGUUUGGUGACGGAUAUCCUAAACACGAAGGAUAUAAAGAGUGUAAAUUGCGUGAAUAUCUAGAUGAGGAGACACAAGGUUUCCUGAACCUUGAUCAGUACUUUAUUCUCCCAGUAGAGAACCUUGUCAUUUCUAUGCAUCCUGAUUUAUUAGACUCGACCCAUAAUAGACCUGUUGAAGGAGUGAUUGGGAAGAAUGAGUUUAGUAAACAUGCAUUACACCGUGUAAUGCGGAAUACAGCAGGAAUAGUUCAGCAUCAUAAGGAUUUGGGAUAUUCUGAUUUCAAGAAUUGUAUUCCAUUGACUGUUGAAGGUCCUGCUCCUGUUCUGCUGAAGGGGAAUUUCAAUCACCCUGAUUUCUACCAACAAUGUUUGAAGACUGUUACAAGUAAUAAACAAUGGAUCAAGUUUGUUUGCAGUUAUAAUGGAAAGUUUGACACAAAGCUGUUUAUCCAGGAGUUGGGUACUGCAGGCAUUAAACUAUUUGAAUAUUUGAGAGCUGAUCAAGCUGUUAACCUUGAUUCUUUCCUUGUAGCUGAAGCAGGAUGCUUAUUGGUAUCCCGUACUCAACUCAGAGGAGUAGAAUCCCACUCAAUUCUAUGUUUUGCUGAUACCGUUAAUGAUGCUGGUCUUGCAUUAUUACGAUGUUCCGCAGAUAUUAUCCUUUGUUUCCCAGAGAACAGUGUACACGUGUAUAACAUUGCAAGUCCAGGAGUUUGCAGAAUACAAGGAUUAAGAGAAGAUCCUGCUCCCUUCAAGAAACUGAAAGAAACCUUGGACAUGUUUGAUACUAAACAUGUUGUUAUUCUUGAUGAAGAUUUAUCUAGUACUGAAGUGCAACUUUUCAAAGAAGAAAUGAAACAAAGCAGGUUCCAGAUAGCCUAUACAGAUGAUGUUCCAUCUUCUCUAGAUGAUCUGUAUAGUCAGCUAGAUGAUCUAGAGGAGGGAGGUGUUAUAGUGUUUACUCAGAUAAGAGAACUGCAGCAGCAUGGUCAAUUUUUUAUGUGGUCGCAGGAGAGAAACAUUUGUUAUGUAGGGGCAUGGUGUUCUAAAUUCAGUAUAACCAUACGUCUUUUUUAUCCAAGGCCUGAACUCCCUAAAUCAAACUGAUGGGGUAAUAUUCUAUAGAAAUAUUUUGUAUUUGUUUUGAAUCUUCCUGAAACAAUCUCAAGAACUGACGAGGGUAAACCCAGACCGAAAUAUAUUUCAAAAUCAUGUGGAACUUACCCUACUUGAGAACUUAAGAAAAUUAUCAAUUAAGCAUCUAAUUCACGAGAAUCAAUAGCUACAUGAUAUUUGUAAUUGAAACUUUGUGUAAAUUGCAGUUCAAUUCUUGAGAAGUGACAUUCUAACUUUUUAGAAAGUGAUCACUGUAACUUUUCAUUUCAAGUAUCUGGCCGACUUUUAAUCAUUUAGAGCAAGCUGUACAGUACACAUACAGACUACAUAAGGUAAACCGAACAGUACACCAUAAACUGGUUCCCUACUAGGAAGAUUCUAGUGUAACUUAUCAUUGUUAUUAUUUUCUUGGGAUUUUUUAAUCAACUUUACUGAAUAUUAUCAGCAAUUAUUGGUAAAGUGAAUACCAGAUCAGAAAGUCACAUCACUCCAACAAGCUCAUAACAGUUUCUGCAUAAAACGCGCUGAGUCCACUACACAGGCUGAUACGAGUAAAUGUGUAUGUGGCACGAUUACGCUAGACCGGUAAAUCCUUGUGCCAGUUCGGAUCAUGCAACAACGUGGCGGCCUAAACUUCAAGAUAUUGUUAAAUGGUUCAGAUCAUGCAACAAUGUGAAGUUAGACUAACGUGGCGGCCUAAACCUCAAGAUAUUUUUAAAUGUUUAAAAAGUUAUUAAUUCAAAAAUGUUGGCUUUAAGUCUAGUUACUAACUUACUGACGUAAAGUUAUUGUUAUUAACUUGAUAAGUCUAGUUACUAACUUACUGAUGUAAAGGUAUUGUUAUUAACUUGAUAAGUCUAGUUACUAACUUACUGACUAUU